This is a messenger RNA of Diachasmimorpha longicaudata, 1814 nucleotides long. Its product is annotated as CDK5 regulatory subunit-associated protein 3. The coding region runs from base 127 to 1656 and encodes 509 amino acids. NCBI's taxonomy places the organism in Eukaryota, Metazoa, Arthropoda, Insecta, Hymenoptera, Braconidae. The record is from RefSeq and is a predicted model, not a curated record. The transcript has 8 exons. Gene Ontology annotation, biological process: regulation of mitotic cell cycle; regulation of cyclin-dependent protein serine/threonine kinase activity. Gene Ontology annotation, cellular component: endomembrane system.
AUGGAGCACCAGGUUACUAGAUUUUCCCUAGAGUUUUGAAGCAGUAAAAAAAGUAAACAGCUGUUGUAACUUCUGGAUGUCAACCACCGAAAUAAUAAUUUAUUCUCGCAAUAAAUAAUUCUCAUCAUGGAGGAACAAAAUUUGCCGAUUGAUAUUAACGCUGGGAAAUUGUUGGACUGGUUGAUAACUCGUCGUCAUUGCAAUCGUGGCUGGCAAUCCAACAUCCUGGUGAUCAGAGAGAAAAUAAAUAAUGCCAUCCAGGACAUGCCCGAGCACGAGGGCAUCACCAAAAUAUUGACUGGAACUCACAUUAAUUAUUUCCACUGCCGGUCGAUCAUUGAAAUACUCAAGGAAACCGAAGCUGAUACAAAAAAUUUGUUCGGACGUUAUGGCUCGCAACGGAUGAAAGAUUGGCAGGAAAUUGUUCGAUUGUACGAGAAAGAUAAUCUGUACUUGGCUGAAGCUGCCCAGAUGUUGAUUAGGAACAUCAGUUAUGAAGUGCCAAGUUUCAAAAAGCAAAUACAAAAGGCUGAGCAAACUGUGCAUGAACUGGAUAAAAAGGCUCUGGAGUAUAAAAAAUCCGAAAACACAGCCAGAACGGAGUUCGCGAAUUUAUGUAAACAACUGGGGAUUCCAGGCAAUAGAAUCAAGCGAGAAUUGAUAGGGAAAAUCGUCGAGUUGUCAGACAUUUACGAGAGAAUAGCGAAAAAAGUUGAAUCACUGACACCAGUGAUUGCAUUUUACACGGGAUUCGUGGAGUUCACCCUGGGUAGAAGUCGUCCCAAUGGUUGUGCGCCCAUGAUUCAAUACGUCAUCUCCAAAGGAAAUACCACAACUUACGAGUGGAUAUACGGGGAAGCGCCUCUCUCGGUGGUCGAGCCUCCACUGAACGUAGAUUUCGACGAUGAGGAGAAAAUGCCUUUUGGGAGUGACAACAUCGUCGACCUGGGCGAUUCGAACGAAAAUGCGGGAAUCGAUUUUGGGGACGAAAUUAAUCUUGAAGGGGGCGACAUAGACUGGGGAAAUUUGGAGGAUGAAGACGGUCAUGGGGAUGCGGUGGAUUUCAAUAUUUCAUUGGAGGAGUCUGGAAUCGUUGUAGAAGCGGCUGGACACGAGGGGGGAACUGCUACUGGGAACGAAGCCCUGACGAUACUCGAUAAUCCAAAAACGAGAAGCGAUUUUAUUGACCAAUUGUUGGAGUUGGAGGCGUUCCUCAAGUUACGACUGUACGAAUUAAAGAGUGACAAUCGUCAGAAUCUGCUGACCAUGAGCCAAAUGCAAGAAGCCUCUCCGGUCCUGCAACUUUCGACUGUAGAGAGCACUCAAAAUAUGUUGGACAAUGUCCAGGUCAUUCUAUCGGAGAUAUUAGACAGUCGUGUUCAGCAUCUACACUAUAUCAAGCACUCUGUCAGAUAUGUGGAUGUGCUGGCUGGGACCCUGCAACAAAAGCUGGUACUGGCGGAUAAAAUGAUUGCGAUGCAAAAUUCUGUUAAAGUCAAACAAGAAGACGUGAGGGAGCGGGCGAGUGCUCUUCAAGCUGUACUUAAAGUCGUUGUGCAGAGGACUCGAGAACUGCAGAGUGAAAUCGAAAAGGAUAUCUCAAAGAAAUACAAAAAUCGUAAGGUCCAUCUGACCGGGGGCAUAAGCACUCUAUAAGGAUCUCCUCAGGAUUUGUUGUAUAAAAAAAAUUGUUGCUGACUAAUUAAGCCCGAUGGACUUAUCGUUCAUUUUUUUAAUGAGUUUAUACAUAAUAUGAACUAGGUAAUGGCUAUAAAUACUUGUAAAUAAACAUUUUGUUAACAUGAAUAUAAAAA